This is a messenger RNA of Salvia miltiorrhiza (redroot sage), 378 nucleotides long. Its product is annotated as 24-methylenesterol C-methyltransferase 2-like. The coding region runs from base 1 to 378 and encodes 125 amino acids. The transcript has a single exon. The record is from RefSeq and is a predicted model, not a curated record. Lineage: Eukaryota; Viridiplantae; Streptophyta; Magnoliopsida; Lamiales; Lamiaceae.
AUGGAUUCCCUCACUCUCUUCUCCACCACCGCCAUCGUCCUCGCUGGUGGCCUUUACUGGUUCGUUUGCGUGCUGAAGCGCGCUGUCCACCUCACCGACGGCUCAAUCGUGGCGAAGAAAAUCCAGGACACUUACAAGCAAUACUGGUCCUUCUUCCGCCGCCCCAAGAAGAUCAAGACGGCGGAGAAGGUCCCCGCCUUUGUCGACACCUCCUACAACCUCAUCACUGACAUCUAUGAGUGGGGGUGGGGCCAGUCCUUCCACUUUUCCCCCGCCGUGCCCGGGAAAUCCCACCAUGACGCCACACGCCUCCACAAGGAGAUGGCAGUGGAUCUCCUCAACGUCGGCCCGGGAAAACGUGUCCUCGAUACCAGGUGA